Messenger RNA from Dendroctonus ponderosae (mountain pine beetle), 8075 nucleotides. RefSeq names its product tyrosine-protein phosphatase Lar (gene Lar). Gene Ontology annotation, molecular function: protein tyrosine phosphatase activity; protein binding. The transcript is spliced from 30 exons. Lineage: Eukaryota; Metazoa; Arthropoda; Insecta; Coleoptera; Curculionidae. The record is from RefSeq and is a predicted model, not a curated record. Gene Ontology annotation, biological process: protein dephosphorylation. Bases 417 to 6560 code for a protein of 2047 amino acids.
CACUGUUUGGAGGGUGGUCGGAGCAGCGAGAGGCGCCGUCGACGUCGCUCUACCCUCUGUACGCGUCAAGCAUUGAUCAAACUCGUAGAGCCAUUCCUCAGCAAGUGGAACAAGUUCCUUCGGUUCCAAAUAUCUGCAUUCCAUAAAGUGACUGCUAGUUAGUUGUAGUUCAAUUGUGCUUUUAGUGCUAUAAGUUGGAUUUUUCUUCGCUUCAAUUAGAAGUCGUAGAUCUAAGGCUGACAACUAUUUACUCUCUCGGUUAAAUGCAGUAAUGAAACAGCCAACGUAAAUUUGUACUACAAAUCGGCAUCAAAAAAGCGUGCUGUUCAUCCUGUGACGGACCGACGUGACGCAGGUUGUCCUCACUUCUCACGGGUUCCUGAGAAGGAGUGGCACCGCGCAGUCUGUAACCUAAAAUGGCAAUGAUGAAAUAUCCCGGUGGUCAUUUUAUGACCUUUCUGGUCCUGUUGGUGUUGGGACAAGUCUGCAGCAAUGUUCCAGGAAACUAUUCCGGUUCUCCUUACAUCCAAUAUUUAACACAUCCUCCCGAAAUUGUUACCAAGCCGAGAAACCAGCAAGUUAAAGCUGGGGGUGUAGCAGGGUUUUAUUGUCAAGCGAAAGCACAUCCAAAGCCGCAAAUUCAAUGGAGGAAGAAUGGCAAAAAAGUAUCAGGUUCUCAGACUCGGUACCAAGUGAAAGAUUUUCCUGAUGGUGGGGCACUGCUGAGAAUCGAUCCCGUUAAGGCGGGUCGAGAUGAUGCUAUGUACGAAUGUGUAGCUGAGAAUGGCGUUGGGGAUGCCGUUAGUGCUGAGGCGACCCUCCAGGUUUUUGAAGCGGACAAAUUGCCCCCGGGCUUUCCCCAAAUCACCGAAUCGCCCCAAAACAACAAGGUGGUCGAGAUCGGACACAACACAAUGCUGAAUUGUGCAGCAACGGGCAGUCCUCCACCGAAGAUCACUUGGCUCAAGAACAUGUUACCGCUGAACAUGACCAACAAUCCCCGAUAUUCGAUGCGAGAUGAUAAGCCAGGUGCCUUACAAAUAAAAAGUAGCGAAGAAAAAGAUCAGGGCAAGUACGAAUGUGUAGCUGAGAACUCGAUUGGUACCGAUUACUCCAAGUUUGCGUUACUUUAUGUUAAAGUUCGACGUGUUCCUCCGUCAUUUUCCAUCCCUCCACCGCCAUCAGUUGAGGUCAAAUUGGGAGACGACCUUAAUUUGACCUGCGUAGCUGUAGGUUCUCCCAUGCCCUUUGUAAAGUGGCGGAAAGGCGCUACAGAAGAUCUCACACCAGAAAAUAAUUUGCCAAUUGGAAAAAACACCUUAGACUUGAGAAAAAUCGAAGCAUCCGCCAACUAUACGUGCAUAGCAGCCAGUGCUCUUGGUAUCGUUGAGACUGUGUCCCAAGUUAAAGUACAAUCAUUGCCGGGACCACCAACUAACGUUAAGACAUCAGAAAUUACUGCCACUUCUGUGCGCCUGACAUGGUCGUAUCCAGGAUCAGAAGACCUGCAAUACUAUGUGAUCCAGUUCAAGCCGAAGUAUGCAAAUCAGGCAUAUAGCGAAAUCAGCGGCAUUAUUACGAUGUACUAUUCGGUCCGAAAUUUGAGCCCUUAUACCGAAUACGAAAUGUAUGUGAUUGCGGUCAACAACAUUGGCCGAGGGCCGCCUAGUGCUCCGGCUGUUGUUACCACAGGAGAAACAGGUGGAAAACCUGGAACGGCUCCUCGAAACGUGCAGGUGCGACCACUCAGUUCCAGUACCAUGGUUAUUCAAUGGGACGAACCAGAAACUCCAAAUGGGCAAGUCACAGGCUAUAAAGUAUACUAUACGACCAACUCUCAACUUACAAUGGCCCAAUGGGAAUCACAAGUGGUGGAUAACAAUCAACUAACAACCAUCAGUGAACUCACUCCACAUACAAUCUAUACCAUUCGAGUUCAAGCCAUGACUUCAGUAGGCCCUGGACCAUUAAGCCCACCUGUUCAUGUUAAAACCCAACAAGGUGUUCCAAGUCAACCGAGCAAUUUACGCGUCUCAGACAUUGCUGAAAGUGCGGUAACUUUGCAGUGGAACAAACCGACUCAUUCGGGUGAAAGUAUAGUAAGUUACGAGCUCUACUGGAACGACACUUAUGCGAAAGAAAAGCACCAUCGUCGCAUCUCCAUCACCGAGUCGUACACUUUGAGUGGAUUGUAUCCCAACUCUUUGUACUACGUUUGGUUGGCUGCCAGAUCACAGAGAGGCGAGGGCGCCACUACUCCACCAAUCCCAGUGAGAACCAAGCAGUAUGUGCCGGGUGCGCCACCAAGCAACGUGCAUGGCAAUGCGGUAAGUCCGACUGCCAUCAAGGUGUGGUGGGAUCCACCUCCAGCUAACCGAAGCAACGGAAACAUUAUUUACUACAAGCUGCAUUUUGUGGAAGCUGAUCGAUCAGAUAGCGAGGCAACCAUUAACAAAAUGAACGCGACCUCGUUCGUGCUAGACGAAUUAAAACGUUGGACAACGUACCGUAUCUGGGUGCUAGCUGGGACCUCGGUGGGCGAUGGACCUGCCUCUAUCCCUAUCACGGUUCAAACCCUCGAAGAUGAAAAAAGGAUGCCAGGCAACCCUGAAGAUGUUAAGGUCACUCCAAUUAAUUCCACUACGAUUAAAGUGAAUUGGAAACCACCAAAGACCAAUGAUCGAAACGGCAUUAUUUUGGGAUAUCAUGUUCAUGUACAGGAAGUCAAAGAAGAGAGUAAAAGUUUUCUGAACGAACCGAUGCAGUUCAACGUGCUCGGAGGUGAUACGUUGGAGUUAAACAUUUCGAGUUUGCAACCUGAUACGACUUAUGCUGUCCAAGUAGCAGCCUUAACUAGAAAAGGUGAUGGGGAUCGAAGUGCUCCCGUAGAUGUUCGAACUCCUGGUGGCGUCCCAAAUCGUCCAGGUUUAAGUUUAAAAAUCACUGAAAGAGAUCCAGCCGUUACUUUCGAUCUGGAAUGGUCCAGACCUUCACAAACUUAUGGUGAACUAAAAGGUUACCGCCUAAGGUAUGGAGUUAAAGAUCAGCCGCUGAAAGAAGUGCCACUCAAAGCUUCUGUUUUAAAUCAUCGCAUUAACGACCUAGAGCGUGGUGUGGAGUACGAAUUUCGUGUGGCCGGUGUGAAUCACAUCGGCACAGGCCAGGAAGCAAUCAAAUACAUUAAAACACCCGAAGGCCCGCCCACUGGACCUCCGACAAAUAUUACCUGUCGAUUUCAAACGCCCGACGUCGUGUGUGUGACUUGGGAUCCGCCUACUCGAGAACACCGCAAUGGUCAAAUCAUCAAAUACGACAUCGAGUUUCACAAGAAGUCUGACCAUAAUAACGUGAUCUUUCGAAAUGUGACCAAAACUAAGGCAGUAUUCACGAACUUGGAAGAGAACACUGAGUACGUUUUCCAUAUCAAGGCCUACACCAAUCUAGGACCGGGGCCUAACAGCGAGAAGCAAACAAUUCAAACAGAGAAAGAUAUCGGAAGAGCACCCAUGGCAGUGAAAGCGGUGGCCACUUCAGAAUCGAGCGUAGAAGUCUGGUGGGAAACAGUGCCAUCACGGAAGCCCGUUAUUGGGUAUCAAAUUUUUUAUACGAUGACCGCUGUGGAGGAUUUGGAUGCAUGGCAGCAAAAGUCCGUGGGUUUGACCAAUUCUGCUGAUUUAGUAAACUUGGAAAAGUAUGCUCAAUAUGCCAUAGCAGUAGCUGCUCGAACCGAAGCCGGCUUGGGACGACUAUCGGAAAAGGAUUUGGUGAAAGUGAAACCGGAAGAUGUGCCACUCAACUUGAGAGCCCAUGAGGUUACAACACAUUCCAUGACCUUAUCAUGGGCUCCACCCAUUCGAUUGAACCCCAGUCAGUAUAAAAUCUCCUUCGAUGCCAUCAAAGAGUUUGUGGAUUCACAGGGUAUCACGCAGACACAAAACAUACCUCGAGUGGAAAUAGUUCUACGUGACGAAGUCAAGUCUUACACCAUAAACGACUUGUCGCCUUUCACCACAUACAACGUGAACGUGAGUGCAAUUCCCAGCGACGAGUCGUACCGUCCACCAACCAAAAUCACUGUAACCACCCAAAUGGCCGCACCACAACCCAUGGUGAAGCCAGACUUUUAUGGAGUCGUUAAGACAGAAAUCCAUGUCAUUUUGCCACAAGCCUCGGAGGAAUAUGGUCCGAUUAGUCACUACUAUUUAAUCGUGGUUCCCGAAGACAAGUCGACGAUACACAAGAAUCCCGAUCAAUUUCUAACAGAGGAUCUGUUGAGCAAUGUUAAGGACGUGGCUGAAGAUCCCACCCUACCUUAUGUCGCUGCCAAAUUUCCCCAAAGGAGUAUUCCAUAUACGUUUCAUUUGGGAACAGGCGAGGCAAAAGAGGGCCUUACCAAUUUUAAACUGAAACCGGACAAGAGAUACAGGAUAUUUAUUAGAGCGGUGGUCGAUACUCCACAAAAGCACCUCUACACUAGUAGCCCCUUUUCGGAGUUCCUCUCUUUGGACAUGCGAGCCCCUCCUCCAGGUGAGGUGCCAACGCGCCCCAAUCCAAACGUUCCUACAGACACCGACGUCAAAGUAAGCUCCCAACGAAAAGAAGCCACCUACUUGUGGGUUAUCGGGCCCGUGAUUGCUGCAGUUCUGCUGUGCUCGAUUUUGGUGUUUUUAUUCUUACUGCGAAGAAGACGACAGCCGUGUAAAACGCCCGAUCAAGCUGCCGUUACCAAACCCUUAAUACCGGCGGAUUUGAACAGCAGCAUUGCUCCGAGCGAUCCGGUGGAGCAAAGACGCUUGAACUUCCAAACUCCUGCCAUGAUAUCACAUCCUCCCAUUCCAGUUUCGGAACUGGCUAAUCACAUUGAAAGACUUAAAGCGAAUGACAAUCUAAAAUUCUCACAAGAAUAUGAGAGCAUCGAACCAGGACAGACGUUUACCUGGGAGUUUUCCAAUAUGGACGUUAAUAAGCCAAAGAAUAGGUAUGCAAAUGUAAUUUCGUAUGAUCACAGUCGCGUUAUAUUGCCCUUGGAAGACGGCCGAAGAGGUUCAGAUUACAUCAACGCCAACUAUUGCGACGGUUACCGAAAGCACAACGCUUACGUUGCUACUCAGGGACCAUUGCCUGAAACUUUCGGCGAUUUUUGGAGAAUGUGCUGGGAGCUGAAAGCGGCCACCAUUGUAAUGAUGACCAAGCUUGAAGAAAGAACGAGAAUUAAAUGCGACCAAUACUGGCCUUCCCGAGGAACGGAAGUGUACGGCCCGAUGUCUGUGGUGAUUUCGGAUGUUCAAGAACUGGCAACUUACUGCAUUCGAACCUUCCAAAUUCAGAAAGAUUUUGAGGAGAGUAGAGAAAUAAAACAGCUGCAGUUUACUGCAUGGCCGGAUCAUGGAGUGCCUGACCAUCCAGCUCCAUUUUUGCAAUUCUUGAGACGAGUGCGUAGUCUAAACCCGCCUGAAGCUGGACCGAUAAUUGUCCAUUGUUCUGCCGGUGUUGGAAGGACCGGGUGCUUUAUUGUUAUUGACUCAAUGCUGGAAAGGAUGCGGCAUGAGAAGACGGUGGAUAUUUAUGGUCAUGUUACCUGCCUUCGUGCUCAGAGGAACUACAUGGUUCAAACCGAGGAUCAGUACAUUUUCAUUCACGAUUCACUUCUGGAGGCAUAUAUUUGCGGAGCUACUGAAGUCCCAGCACGGAAUCUACAUCCACACAUUCAGAAACUGAUGCAACUAGAGCCGGGCGAGAACAUCACCGGAAUGGAACACGAAUUUAAGAAGCUAGGAAACAUUAAGACUGAUUCUUCACGUUUUGUUACUGCAAAUUUACCUUGCAAUAAGCACAAAAAUAGAUUAGUACAUAUCCUACCAUACGAGAGUACGCGUGUCUGUCUACAACCAAUUAGGAACAUCGAUGGUUCGGACUAUAUAAAUGGCAGUUUUAUUGAUGGUUAUCGGUACCGCAAGGCCUACAUUGCCACUCAAGGACCACUGCCCGACACCACUGAUGAUCUUUGGCGCAUGCUUUGGGAGCAUAACUCUACAAUAAUCGUCAUGUUGACGAAGUUGAAAGAAAUGGGAAGAGAAAAGUGCCAUCAGUACUGGCCAAGCGAUCGAUCAGUCCGUUAUGGAUGUUACGUGGUGGAUCCGAUAGCCGAAUACAACAUGCCUCAGUACAUUCUACGCGAAUUCAAGGUGACUGAUGCCCGGGACGGAUCGUCCAGGACAAUGCGCCAAUUCCAGUUUACCGACUGGCCGGAACAGGGAGUGCCAAAAUCUGGAGAAGGAUUUAUUGAUUUUAUCGGCCAAGUCCACAAGACUAAAGAACAGUUCGGACAAGACGGGCCUAUCACUGUCCAUUGCAGUGCUGGCGUGGGUAGAACCGGUGUAUUUAUUACGUUGAGUAUAGUGCUAGAAAGAAUGCAAUAUGAAGGGGUAGUUGAUGUUUUCCAGACCGCUAGAAUAUUGAGAACUCAAAGGCCUGCCAUGGUACAGACUGAGGAUCAGUACCAAUUUUGUUAUCGAGCAGCUCUCGAAUACUUAGGUUCAUUCGAUCACUACACAAACUAAUCAACAUAAGCAGGUAGUUCUAAUGCAACAGAAGAUGACAAUAACUGCCCUUUCAUCCACUAAGCGGCUCUUCUGUUUCACAUUUACCGCUUCACCAAAUGGCGCUAGAUAAGCAUUCGGAAUCGUCACUGGUUUAAUCAUUUACAAUCGUCAUACUUGAAAGAUUCGAAUCUACGCUUAUUGGCUGAGCGGUAAGCCACAUGCAAUCCGUUAUAAUCUGUAUAUUUAAGCGAACUGGUAUGGAAACAAGAAUUACAUGGAAAUAGUGUGAAAAAGUGUGAACUAUGUGCCUAACAUGGGAGAGAAUAUAUGAAUUAUAAAAAUGUAUAGAAAUGCCCUGAUGUGCACAACAAUUAGCGAAUCAUAUUUUAGUAUUUUGUAUUAACGUGCAAUUUGUUAAGGUGUUCUAUCCAUUCCUAUUGGCAAACACUAUAUUUAUCUGUCAAAUUCCGGUUAGCAGUUCAAAAUAAUCCCUAUAGCUUCAAAUGAAUCUCACUUUUAUUAUUAAUUUAGUUUUUUUAUUUUCAUACGUUCAUAGGACGAGUACUUAUAGUGGCUUCAAGUGCUUAUUCUUGAUCUCAUCGUCAUCUCCAUGAUCUCAAUAAUGUUCAAUAUCAUUCGUAAAUCAUUUAACUUCAUCUUAGAAAAUAAGAAAAUGUGUUUAACAUGGGCAGUUUCGAUAUAGUGAAACAUCUUCAAAGUUUUAUAUUAAAAAAGGCGCGUAGUUUUAACUAAUGAAGUUGGGCUAUGUUAAUGAGCUGAAGCCAAAAUUGUAUAAACUAAGAUACAUUUGGUUGUUGAUUGUAGUAUGACUGAAAAAAAUUGUCAGAAACGCACACUUAAUUUAAAAUACCGCAGACAGAUAAAUAUAGUAGUCAAGCAAUCAAUUUGUAUAUUAUAAUACAUUUGCAGUUUUUGUACCAUUUUAGGAAGAAAUAAAAUAUUUUUAUUUCCUCAAAUGUUUGACGUGUUUAUAAUUUUCGGAGAAACUUUACUAUCUUUUUGAGUGGUAUGUUAUUUUAGAAUGUUCAAUGGUUACGUUCAAUAAGUUUUUGUAUGUAAAUUGUAUAUUGCACGUGCAUGAUUAAGAAAAUAAAUGUUAAGUCCCCAAGUCAAGCACAUAUUAAAGUUGUCUCCGAUUCUCUUGCCUUUUAACAUUUUCAUUUAACAUUGUACGAGAAUCAAUCCUAGUAUCGCCUUGUUUACUUCUACAUAUCUUAAUAUUAUAUGUACUGUAAUUAUACAUAAAGGCCCUUUGUAUCGCUAACUAUAUCAUUAAGUUAGGUUAUUCAUUAUUAAAAUGAUUUUGCAGCGUAGUGGUAAUAUCAUCAACAUGUUACGUGUUAUUUUUGUCGAAUAUUUUUACAUUAUUUUCAGUACCGCUUUUGGUACGUAGACUGAUUUAAUAUAUUACUUAAUCAUGUUUUUUUUUGAUAAACUAUUUCACAAACGUUGUAGCACAUGAUGUGUAAAAGAGAUCUUGAAAAAAUAAAGAACAAAGCUAGAUUUUAAAAA